AUAAUAAUGACACCAGCCCUGAGCCUAACCUUGAGUUACUUUCUGAAACCUGUAAAAAUGAAUAUUUUCCAUCUAAAAUGUCUACAAUAGCCAACUGUAUAAGUUUAGUGCGAAAAGGUAAAGAAGUUGACUCUGACUGAAAUUAUUGUGCAUGGUGGUUAACCUACCCUUUUCACCACUAAAGAAUGUCAUGCACAAGCAAAGCGAAAACAAACAGAGCUAACAUUACAGUGAAUUUUUUUCAACAUUACUAACCACAAUAUAUAUCAUGUCUAGCUACACCACUUGGAACCAUCUUGUGAAUAGAUGGUUCUACUUACAUCAUGUUGAGAAUUUUGUAUAAAUAUUUUCAUUAUCAAUCUACAUAAUUCAUUUUCUUCAAAACUCAAAAUAUAUAUCUUGGUAUUGAAACAUUAAUGAGCCAUAUUUUUGUACAUAACUAUAAUAAUGUGGAAAAAAAGAUUUUUAUUAUUGUUGUUGAUUAAUUAACUAGUAUGCUUUAAUAGGAGUAUCCAUCCAAAUGUUUCUUUAGAAGAAAAAAAUAGACUCGAUUAGUUUUCGUGACGUCUUUGAUGACUCAUGAAUGAUGCCAUUGUCUCAAAUAUUAUCAACAUUGAGAGAAAUGCAAGUCCAAGAUGUGAUUUUAAACUUCGUGACGUUCAGGUGUUUUUUCUUUUAAUAAGAAACUUUUGAAAUAAUAACGUGUGAAAAAAGAGAUUAUAAAUAUUGUUGUUGAUUAAUUAACUAGCAAGCUUUAAUGGGAGUGUCCACCUUUUCUCGAACCUUCCCCUAUCCCUCGCAUGAUUGCAUUCUAUAAAAUACUACACUAUCACUCACUUUCCUCUUCAACCAAUUUGCUUCAACAAACCAUGGCUUCCUUCACCACCAAAUACGCCGAUGAGCUUAUCGCCAACGCUGCCUACAUUGGUACACCUGGAAAGGGUAUCCUCGCUGCUGAUGAAUCAACCGAUACCAUUGGAAAGCGUUUCUCUAGCGUCAACGUCGAGAACGUUGAUUCUAGCAGACGUGCUCUCCGCGAGCUUCUCUUCACCACUCCUGGUGCUCUUCCUUGCAUCAGUGGUGUCAUCCUCGUUGAAGAAACUCUCUACCAGAAAAGCUCUAAUGGGACGCCUUUUGUGGACAUUUUGAAGGAACGUGGAGUCUUGCCUGGUAUUAAGGUUGACAAGGGCCGUGCCGUUGAGCUAGCUGGAACCAACAGUGAGACCAUCACACAGGGUCUUGAUGGUCUUGGCGAACGUUGCAAGAAGUACUACGAGGCGGGUGCUCGUUUUGCUAAGUGGCAUGCACUCCUUAAGGUUGGCCCGAACGAGCCAUCAGAGUUAGCCAUUCACGAGAACGCUUAUGGACUGGCUAGAUACGCGGCGAUUUGUCAAGAGAACGGUCUUGUACCCAUUGUGGAGCCUGAUGUUUCUGUUGAUGGGUCUCAUGAUAUCCACAAGUGUGCAGAGGUGACAGAGCGUUUCCUUGCAGCUUGCUACAAAGCCCUGAGUGAUCACCAUGUGAUGCUUGAAGGAACGCUUCUGAAACCAAACAUGGUGACUCCAGGAUCGGAGAGCGCUAAAGUUGCACCAGAGGUCGUCGCGGAGUACACUGUCCGUGCCCUUCAGAGGACCGUGCCAGCAGCUGUUCCAGCCAUACUGUUCUUGUCGGGAGGGCAGAGCGAGGAAGAGGCGACAAGAAACCUGAAUGCGAUGAACCAGCUGAAGACAAAGAAGCCUUGGUCUCUGUCGUUUUGCUUUGGAAGGGCGUUGCAGCAGAGCGCGCUUAAGACUUGGGGAGGGAAGGAGGAGAAUGUGCAGAGGGCGCAAGAUGCGUUGUUGGUUAGGUGCAAGGCUAACUCUGAGGCUACACUUGGUACUUACAAUGAGCCUUCAGGUUAAGGCCUACAAGUACUAAAGAGUAAGGGU
Messenger RNA from Brassica rapa (field mustard), 1928 nucleotides. Its product is annotated as fructose-bisphosphate aldolase 6, cytosolic. Lineage: Eukaryota; Viridiplantae; Streptophyta; Magnoliopsida; Brassicales; Brassicaceae. Gene Ontology annotation, molecular function: fructose-bisphosphate aldolase activity. The record is from RefSeq and is a predicted model, not a curated record. Gene Ontology annotation, biological process: glycolytic process.